Messenger RNA from Drosophila subobscura, 1694 nucleotides. RefSeq names its product DNA primase large subunit (gene Prim2). Lineage: Eukaryota; Metazoa; Arthropoda; Insecta; Diptera; Drosophilidae. The record is from RefSeq and is a predicted model, not a curated record. The transcript has a single exon. The coding region runs from base 44 to 1657 and encodes 537 amino acids. Gene Ontology annotation, biological process: DNA replication, synthesis of primer. Gene Ontology annotation, cellular component: alpha DNA polymerase:primase complex.
GCGCAAAAAUAAAUGCAUUAAAUAUUUUGUACUCCAAUAAAAAAUGGAAUUUCGUUUAAAGAAACGAGCCCGUACUGAAAUCAAAAUCGAGGUGGUCAGCCUGGAGAGCAAGUACCCCCACAAUGUCAUGAUGUACUACUAUCCACCGACAGACGACAUUCACAUUGAGGAAUUCGAGGAGCUUGCCCUGGAACGGCUUCGUCUGCUGCGCGUCCUGGACCGCGCCGGAACGAAAGGACUGCGACUGCUCUCUGAGGAAUGGAAGGAAUAUGUGAAUGCAGAGCUAACACGCGAGGGUCUGCGCAGCUAUCUGAGACUGUGCUCACCCGGCGGAGCCAGUGGGCAGGGCAGCAAGCACGAGUCGGAAAUACAGACGCGUCGGCGCGACUACUUGUCGCACUUCAUACUCCGAUUGGCCUACUGUCGGUCCGAGGACUUGACACGCUGGUUUGUUGCUCGCGAGAUGGAACUUUUUAGAUACAAGUUUGCAGCUCUGAGCAGUGCCGAGGUGAAGCUGUUCCUCGAGGAGAAUGAUUUCAAAUUCCAGCCUCUGACGGAGUCAGAAAAGGAUGAGGUCAAGGAUGGUCUUUACGAGAGCACAGCGGGCCAAAGUGUUUCCAAGAUAGAACUUCUCGACUUCUACAAGGUGCCAUUCACGCAGGUGUUGGACUUGGUGCGCGGUCGCCGUUGCUACCUGAAGGAGGGCUUCGCCUAUGUGAACACCCACGAUCUGGUCUCAAUUGUCGGCACAAAGCAACAGGAAAUAAUCGAAAUGGGCCUGCUGGCAUCCAAGGGCCUCAUCGACGAGGUCGAGGGAGAUGAGCGCAUUUCGCGCAUGCUCAAGGCUCUGCACAACUCGUACACCGGCAAGGAUUACACUGUGUGCCGCGAUGCAGCGGUUGCGAUCGAGUCACUCAACCAGCUGUCCAAAACAUCGAUGCCGCUGUGCAUGCGCAUGUGCCACGAGCACAUUCGGGCCCAGCAUCACGUUAAGCACGGUGGCCGCAUGCAGUAUGGUCUCUUCCUCAAGGGCAUUGGUGUAACGCUUGAAGAUUCCAUUCGCUUCUGGCGCGAGGAGUUCACAAAGAAGAUGGACGCUGAUAAGUUCACACGCAGCUACGAGUACAACAUCCACCACAACUAUGGCAAAAAGGGAUCCAUGGUCAACUACACGCCCUACUCCUGCUCCAAAAUCAUCAAGGAAAUGGCUGCACCAGGCGACUGCCACGGCUGUCCCUACAAAUCCGUGGAUCCUGCUACACUCAAAACAAAACUGGCCUCCUACGGUCUGUCGACCAGCCACAUCGAAGAGGUGAUGUUCUUUGUGUCCCGCGGGCACUAUCAGAUCGCCUGUGGCAAGUACUUUAUGCUCACGCACAACUCGAACGUGGAACCGACCAUCAAUCAUCCCAACACCUACUUCGAGGAGAGCCAGAUACUGAUGGGCAACCGUCAGAAGCGCACUGCUGGCUCCAUGCCACAGAAGACCAAACCCAGGCCAGACAUUAAGGGACAUGCGGAUAGGUCAAUGUUCAACGGCGACGACGAUGACGAGCUGUGGAAGAUCGCGGAGACACAGGAGCGGGCAUAUCAGAGCCAAAAGGACAUUUCGGAGGCCUUUAAUGAUGAUCUAGAUCUUACGGAAAUUACAUUCUAAUCAGCUAAGACAAUACAAUUACAUAUCUAUAGACUUA